This is a messenger RNA of Miniopterus natalensis, 2543 nucleotides long. NCBI's taxonomy places the organism in Eukaryota, Metazoa, Chordata, Mammalia, Chiroptera, Miniopteridae. The record is from RefSeq and is a predicted model, not a curated record.
AACACCGCUGUCCUGCUCCUCCCUGCCAGGUAUCUUCUGUAUGACGUCAACCCCCCAGAGGGUUUCAACCUCCGCAGGGAUGUCUACAUUCGAAUAGCUUCCCUCCUGAAGACCCUGCUGAAGACUGAGGAAUGGGUGCUGGUGCUGCCCCCAUGGGGCCGCCUCUACCACUGGCAGAGCCCCGACAUUCACCAGGUCCGGAUUCCCUGGUCUGACUUUUUUGAUCUUCCAAGUCUCAAUAGAAACAUCCCCGUCAUUGAAUAUGAGCAGUUCAUUGCAGAGUCUGGUGGGCCCUUCAUUGACCAGGUUUAUGUCCUGCAAAGUUACGUGGAAGGGUGGAAAGAGGGGACCUGGGAAGAGAAGAUUGACGACCGACCCUGCAUUGAUCCGCUGUUGUACUCGCAAGACAAGCACGAGUACUACAGAGGAUGGUUUUGGGGUUAUGAAGAGACAAGGGGUUUAAACGUUUCCUGUCUGUCCGUUCAAGGAUCAGCUUCUAUCAUUGCGCCUGUGCUUUUGAGAAACACAUCAGCACGGUCCGUGAUGUUAGACAGAGCCGAGAACCUCCUUCACGAUCGCUACGGAGGAAAGGAGUACUGGGAUACGCGGCGGAGCAUGGUGUUUGCCAAGCACCUGCGGGCUGUGGGCGACGAGUUCAGAAGUAAAUAUCUUAAUUCCACAAACGAGGCCGACAGGAUCCCCUACGAGGAGGACUGGACCAAGAUGAAGGUCAAGCUGGGCUCCUCACUGGGGGGUCCGUACCUCGCCGUCCACCUGAGAAGGAAGGAUUUCAUCUGGGGCCACAGGGAGGACGUGCCCAGUCUGGGUGGAGCUGUGAAGAAGAUACGCAGCCUCAUGAAGACCCACGGGCUGGGCAAAGUGUUUGUGGCCACAGAUGCCGUCAGAACAGAAUAUGAGGAGCUGAAAAAGCUGUUACCCGAGAUGGUGAGGUUUGAGCCCACGUGGGAGGAGCUGGAGCUCUACAAGGAUGGAGGCGUGGCCAUUAUCGACCAGUGGGUCUGCUCGCAUGCCAGGUUCUUCAUCGGCACAUCCGUCUCCACGUUCUCCUUUCGGAUUCAUGAGGAAAGAGAGAUCCUAGGGUUGGACCCCAAGACUACGUACAACCGAUUUUGUGGAGACAAAGAGAAAGAGUGUGAGCAGCCCACCCACUGGAAGAUUGUGUACUGAGCUGGCGCCUUGCCCCAUGCCCUGCACCCAUUUACAUGUGGUGGGCUCUCGGGCUUCCCCUGAUGACACACGUCACUGUGGGGCUGUCUCCAGCCCGCAGCUAGACAGGCAGACCGUCACAUCUUAGGGCCUCAGCCCAGAGGUGGCCACAUACAGGCACAGUCCAUGGCCACGUGAGCCAUGGCGUGAGCCGCACUGCUCCGGGUGCUGCACCCGUUCUUGGUGUCUCCUCCAGCUGUCGCCUGUGAAAAGGCACUGCAGCUUUCUGGGGACUCUGGUUGUGUUUUCUGUCAGGACCUGAAACCACGUCUCAGCCGCCAGCGAGGCCCAUGGUGUGUCUUCCUCAGCCUCCUUCUGGAGGCCUUUCCCCAGCAAGCCAAGGGCAGGCGUGGCAUGUGAGCAGCUCCCGUCCCAGGGAGGCCGCACAGCUGGCGGUGCCCUUGGACUUGGUGCGAUUUGGUCUGUAGGUCAGUCAUUUUAACUCCUCUGUUGCCCUAGAGCAGAGCCUUAGUUCUGCCCUUCCCCUUGGGCAAGACCUCAUGCAAAUUGGAGGGAAGGUGAAUCGCUGCCUCACAGAGCUGGGUUGGAGGGGGCCUGUGAGAUAAUCGCUCUCCGCUCUGGUCAGAGUGCUGGAAAGUUCCACGGCAGGUCUUCAGUGAUUCGGACUGUUCACGUGGAGAGAAACUGGUCCGUCCCCACACCAUGUCUAGUGGGCUGCCUCUGCAGUCGUGACUGUUACUGCCACAUGCCAGGGGUGGCAGUGCUUGGCCAAGAAGCCUCAGCACUGCUCCCCUCGAGGGCAGGGGUGUGGCCUGGAGGGGCAUGGCAGGCAAGCUGCUGUCCUUGGUCCCUGCUCUUCUCCAGGAGCCCUUUUUGAGGUCUCAGAAAUGCUGCCACUUGGGAUGCCACCAGCCACAUGGGUCGGCUGUGGAGCACUGCCAUGGAAGCCCCACCCUGUCCCCUCUAACUGGGAACCCUGACUUUUCAGGGAUACCAGGGUGAACAGCCAUGAUGGCGAGCGCAGGGCAUGGGGUCCUACUGCUGAGCCUGGCAGCCAAGGUGUGGCAAGGUCGAGGCCCAUGACCCCAGGUUCUCUUCCUUCCCAAGCUUCUGAAAUCUACCCUGAACACGUGCAGAGGCCCAGUGGUGUGUCCAUGCAGGGUGAAAUGGUGAAAUAUUUAUUCUAUUUCCAUUUAUACAUUCAAAUAUUAGUAAAAUAAAUUUUCUAGAAAGCUGGAAUCCUAUAAAUAGUACCUUUUCUUACCCUGAAUUCUCUUUUGGCUGCGAGCUUACAAAACAGUGUGGGCUGUGACCAUCACCUUUUGAAAGGAAAAUAAAGUGCUUUGUGGUGCUUA